This is a messenger RNA of Platichthys flesus (European flounder), 729 nucleotides long. RefSeq names its product amine sulfotransferase-like. Gene Ontology annotation, cellular component: cytoplasm. The transcript has 5 exons. NCBI's taxonomy places the organism in Eukaryota, Metazoa, Chordata, Actinopteri, Pleuronectiformes, Pleuronectidae. The record is from RefSeq and is a predicted model, not a curated record. The coding region runs from base 1 to 690 and encodes 229 amino acids. Gene Ontology annotation, biological process: sulfation. Gene Ontology annotation, molecular function: sulfotransferase activity.
AUGGAUGAGGCCCACCCAGAACAGGCAGAAGAUGCCAGCAACAGGAGCCGAGUUUCUUGGUUGGAGGAAAGAUCUGCAGAUGACCCAAACCGAGAAAGUCCAGACCCUCGGAUCUUUGGCACACAUCUCCCCCCUGACAUGUUGCCCCUCGCAGUGAAAAGCAAGCAAGUCAAGGCUGUUUAUGUCUGGAGGAACCCGAAGGAUGUCCUGGUGUCCUUCUAUCACUUUGCUCAGAGUUGUGUUCCCAUGGAAACACCAAAGAGCUUUGAGGAGUUCUUCCAGCAGUUCCUGGAUGGUAAAGUUUACAUGGGAUCAUGGUUUGAUCAUGUGAGCGAGUAUUCUGCAGCACGUAACCAACUGAACAUCCAUUUUGUGCAGUAUGAGAACCUGUUGAAGGACCUCAGAGGGGAAGUUGUGAAGCUUUGUUCUUUCCUUGGACAAGACUUGACGGAUGAAGCCAUCGAUCUUGUGGUGGAGAGCUCCACCUUCAAAAACAUGAAGACCAACCCCAAUGCAAACUAUAUGGAAUUACUCGAAAAAGAAUGCUACAAGAAGGAAACCAUGCGUAAAGGGGUGGCGAGCGACUGGAAGAAUCACUUGACUGUGGCCCAGAAUCAGCGUUUUGAUGAAGUCUUCAAAGAAAAGAUGAAGACCCUUCCUCUGACCUGCAUCUGGGAGAUGAGUCAGUAGCUGCUCUCCAAUUUAGCUCAGCUCACUGAUUUUCUCCCU